Messenger RNA from Rhagoletis pomonella (apple maggot), 1864 nucleotides. RefSeq names its product sperm-associated antigen 1 (gene Spag1). Lineage: Eukaryota; Metazoa; Arthropoda; Insecta; Diptera; Tephritidae. Gene Ontology annotation, cellular component: cytosol; mitochondrion. Gene Ontology annotation, molecular function: heat shock protein binding. The coding region runs from base 291 to 1769 and encodes 492 amino acids. The transcript has 5 exons. The record is from RefSeq and is a predicted model, not a curated record.
CUUGCAAUCGAAAUUGUUUGCUGGGUGGUUUAUCGUUGCAACCACCUAACCACAAAUAGAGUCUCACAAGUUGCGAGUGGAAUACGAAGUUCAGUGGUUGCAAUCACUGUUGGCAUGGUUGCCCAGUUCAAUAAUAAUUGUUUAAUCGAUUCGGCACCAAAGUAGCUUUAGAAAUAUAAAGACGGUGUCAGUUUUUUGUUUUUGAGUUUUCAAACGAAAUAAACAAGAUACAUAAGUAUCUAAUUUAGCAAACUCACUAGACCCGAGGAACAUUUAACCGCUCCACCACCAUGGCAGACAAGGAAAGGAAAACUAAACUUAUCGAAAAGUAUGAAAUUCCAUUGCACCAUUUGGAUUUCGCCUAUAUUCGUGAGUGUAAAAACGCGCGGGAAAUGGAAAAGAUCGUACAAAUUUUACGUUCCGGUGAAGAAGGAUAUUUUCCAGAUCUCACAAAAUGCGCUGAAGAUAAGUUACGUGAAUUGAAACCAAACAGUCGCCUCUUUCGCUAUGAGGAAAAAUUGCAAGGCCGUGAGGCGCUCUCCAAUCAAGAUUGGAAACCGAUUUACGAAUGGACAAAUAAUAUAAAAGUAAAAGAUAAGGAAUUAUCUGUUGCUGAGAAGAUGGUAGCUGAUCUAGAUGUUCCCCCAGUGCGCAAAGGUGGCCCUAUCUUACAAUCAGGCGAAAGGGCGGAUUCGGUGUCAGCCCAAAGCGCCAUUGAUCGCACCAAGGAAAGCAAAACUAUAAAAAAGGCUAGCGACCGUAUAAAAUCGACUGACUACCAAAAAUGGGAUAAAUACGAUGCGGAUGAGGAGUGUAUACGUAUGGAAUUAGCAGAAGAGCGCGUGCAGGAAGAGAUUGAACGCAAGAAUCGACUCAAUAAACAAAAAUCCAAAACGCAGCGAAAUGUUGAAGGUGGCAGGGAUGCCAAGGAACGCGACGUGAAAAGCAAACUUACCGCAGUGGAACGGGAGAGUCUUUCAGAACAAUAUCGACUGCGUGGUAAUGACUAUUUUCGCGCUAAGGAAUAUGAUAACGCUAUUAACGAGUAUAAUCUCUCCAUUAACAUUUGUCCAGAGAAAGCGGCGCCAGCGUACAACAAUCGUGCCGCGGCGAAAAUAAAACUUAAAUGGUAUUCCGACGCUAUUAAAGAUUGUGAACAAUGCCUUCAGUUGGAGCCAGAUAACCUGAAGGCCAGAUUAAGGCUAGCAGAAGCGACUUAUUGUGACGGAGAAAGGCAAGAGUCGUAUGCAUUAUACCUGAAAGUAUUGGAAUUGGAGCCCGGAAAUGCCGCUGCCUUAAGAGCCAUAGCAGAACUAAAGAGUUUGUAUGGCGAUUUACCACCCCCUACUGCUACGCGUCUACAAAUUCAAGAGGAGAGUAAAACAAAAUCUAUGAACGACGGCAAAGUUUCAAAGAAGAAUAAAAAAUCUAAAAUCAUUGAAAAACAAACGACUAGUACCACACGGCUUGUGGAGUCGUCAGUUUCAACUCCAAGCGCUGCUUUAAAUCCGCUCAAAACAAAACCGAACGAUUAUGAUUUAUCAGACUUGAUUAAACCGAAUCGCUUAGUUAAAAAUAAAUUAGCCACUGCAGCUGCUGCAUUGAGCAAUAUGAAAACCGUUAAAACACAAAAGCAACAAAAAGGGCAAAAGGACACACCAAAAGAACUAACUGCUAUUAACAAGCAACCGCCUAAAUUUCAAACCGAGUUAAGGCUACCGAAUGAUACAUCCACGACUAAGAGGAAAAUUUUGAUCCAAGAGAUUUAAAACAACCAUAGCUUAACAUCACAUGCUCCCCCUUUUCUUUAUGAAUUUAAUACAAAUUAGCUCAAUGUUAAAUAUUAUUAGAUGCUUAAUUAAUA